AAACUCAACAGAAAGACUCUGGAGACCAUGGAGAGAGCCUUGCUGGUGUGCAGAAACUGCAGAAGAAGCAUAGCCUCGGCCCACUUGGCCCUCCAUGAGGCCCACUGCCUGCAGUCUCUGGUCCCCUGUCCGGAGUGCAAGGAACAUGUUCCACAGGAGAAGAUGGACGAGCACCAGGAGGCUGGGCACCAGCAGGUCGGGUGUGCCAUGUGUCAGCAGAUCGUACAGAAGCACGCCCUGGAGUUCCAUGAGAGCACAGAAUGCCAGGAGCGCCCCACUGCGUGUCAGUUCUGUGAGCUGGUCGUGCGCCUCAGCAAGCUGGAGAUCCACGAGCACCACUGUGGCAACCGGACCAAGAUCUGCCUGGAGUGCGGCCAGUCCAUCAUGCUCCGAGGGCUGGCCCAGCACAGGGCCGCAUGUUGGAGUGAACCAGCCCCUCUCAGUGAGGGGGAGAGAAGUCCUCCUGAAAAGAAAGUCCACUGUCAUUAUUGUCACCAAGAGAUUCCAGAAAAUAUGUACUUCUACCAUAAGGAAAAAUGUUGUGCAGUCUCAGAGUCUGUGAAAUAUUUUCCAGCUGGAAAGCCAAGUACUUCUUCUCCAACCCCUCCAAGUCAGACUGCUGAAUAUCUAGCUUCCUCGGAACAGAAAGAUGUCCGUCCAAAGAUGAAAAAUAGGAACAAGGUUCCUCUUCUUUUGGAAGAUUCAACAAAUCUAGCACCAAGCAGCACAAAUAAAACCAUGACUAUUCCUUUCAAGUCUGAGGAUGACCCCAGGACCACGUCUCCUGCAGAAGAUGAGGCAGCCUAUGAUAUUCUGAGAAGAUGUGCUCAGUGUGGUAUCCUGCUCCCCCUGCCAACCUUAAUUCUACACCAGGAAAAAUGCUGGUGGUUAGCUUCAUUGAAGGGGAAGCAAACGAGAACUUCCAGCUAGAUUUGGAAAAGUAAAGAGAUGCUGGUUUGCCCAAGAGCUACAGCUAAACCAGAAAGGGAUAAAGAGGUUCCAGCAAUUCUGCCCCAGAGUCCUGAGCCAGCAUCUAAGGGGCACCACCUUACUGCCAUCUUGGGCAACCCAGUUCUAGUCUUGAAAGAAUAAAAACUCUC
Molecule: messenger RNA, 1100 nt
Organism: Talpa occidentalis (Iberian mole)
Lineage: Eukaryota; Metazoa; Chordata; Mammalia; Eulipotyphla; Talpidae
Gene: XAF1
Product: XIAP associated factor 1
Exons: 8
Coding region: 28-930 (300 amino acids)
Biological process (GO): apoptotic process
Source: RefSeq, a predicted model, not a curated record